CUUUAUCCAAAUAGCUUUAUCCAAACCAAAAUGGUGAGGCUAGAAAUUCAUUUCUGAAUUCUGAUUUCCUCACCCAACAGAUUCGGCCGGGAGAAAUGGGGUGCAUCGGAGAACAAAUUGACGCCAUUAAAUCUGUAUAGUUCCGGCAGCUACUCACUCAAGCUGUUACUCUCGGUAUGAUUGUUGCUUCUGCAUUGAUCAUAUGGAAAGGUUUAAUGUGCAUAACUGGCAGUGAAUCUCCAGUGGUGGUUGUUCUUUCUGAAAGUAUGGAACCUGGCUUCAAAAGGGUGAGCUAGAGAUUAGAUCUGGCAGUCCUUUUUCACUCUGAUAGCUUAAACUUUUCCUGGCCCUAGUGGAUCCAUACUUAUUGGCCUUAAAUCCUACUACAACUAUAAUUAAUGUUAGUCACUCAACCCAUAUGUAACAUGAUGUUACAUAUGAACAUCCUCUAGUUUUUCAUGAGCUGUUAUAGAACUAAUGCUUUUUAUCUUUCAGGGUGACAUAUUGUUCUUGCGUAUGACUGAAGAUCCUAUUCGCAUUGGAGAAAUAGUUGUGUUUAAUAUUGACGUGAGAAGCAACUCAUGACCAAUUUUCAGUCACAGCCUUUCUUUUGGGCAUUUGGAAGCAACUCAUGACCAAUUUCAUUGCCCUGAAGAUGCCAUACAACUCACCCUCCUCAAUGGUUGUGUAGGCAUGGAGCAAUGGUUUGUGAUGUACGCCCUGGACGGGAGUGAUUCUUGGAGUACUACUCCGAUUGCCCGACUCUUGAGUGAGGCAUUAUUAUUUGCAUUUAAAUGAUGAGGAAUACCCACCCAAUAGCAGAUUUCUAGAAUGAAGGCUAGAAUCGGGGGUAAGUGCAACGAUAUCUGAAUUAUCUCCUGCGCCAACAGUUUGAAAAUCUAGAGGUCCCAACCCUGUCCAUGAUAGCGCCAGAUAAGCGAAAACACUAGAUCCAAGGUGAUUUUGAGCCCACGCGUCUCUCCUAUUAAGGUAAACGACUCUUAAGAAUAAUAUUCUACCUUGUUUUGAUGUACAGUGUCAAAGGUUCAUCAAAACAAGGUAUAAUAUCAUUUCUAAGACUAGUUUACCUUAAUAGAAGAGACGUGUUGGCUCAAAAUCACCUUGGGUCCGGUGUUUUCGCUUAUCUGGCGCUAUCCCGGGCAGGGUUGGGAUCUCAAGAUUUUCAAAGUAUUGACGCAGGAGAAAAUUUAGAUCUCGUUGCACUUGGCCCCGCUUCUAGACUUCAUUCUUGAAAUCUGCUAUUGGGUUGGUAUUUCUCAUUAUUUGAAUGCAAAUAGUGAUGCCUCACUCAAGACCCGGGCAAUCGGAGUGGUACUCCGGGAAUCACAAGACACUUCCAUCCAGGGCGUAUAUCACGAAUCAUUGCCCCAUGCCUACUCAACCAUUGAGGAGGGUGAGUUGUAUGGGAUCUCCAACGCAUUGAAAAUUGGUCAUGAGUUGCUUCCAAUUGCCCAAAAGAAAGGCUGAGAUUGUGACAAAGGGACGUGAGAUUCCAAUAGUGCACAGAGUGAUAAAGGUUCACGAGCGCAAAGAUACAGGGGAAGUAGAUAUACUAACAAAAGGAGACAAUAAUUUAGAGGAUGAUAGAUCUCUGUAUGCCCAUGGGCAGCUCUGGUUACAGCGUCAACACAUCAUGGGGAGAGCUGUUGGGUUUUUGCCUUAUGUGGGCUGGGUAACAAUAAUUAUGACUGAGAAGUCUAUUAUCAAGUAUAUUUUGAUAGCUGCUCUGGGGUUGUUGGUCAUCACAUCAAAAGACUAGGGCCAACCACACGCCGGUCUUCUCAUCUGCAAUGGGUCAAGUGCGUGAGUGUAGUAUAGGCUAUAAAAUUAACGGUGGCCUCGCCAAAAUCUAUUCAAUGCAGUUGUAUUCAGAAAAGAAAUGAUUCUUGGUUCUUGUGAGCAAGUCUACUUUUUUCUAAUGCAAAUGAGUUUGUUCACUUGAAUGACUAUGGAUGAUGAUAAAUGAAGCAUAAAGUACAAGACCUAAGAGUAUCAUUGAAGCACAGAGAUGUGUGGUAGUCUACCUUGCAUUUGCUUGCAGUCUAGCAAGCUUCAUUGAAGCAGUGAACCUUUGUCGCGAAGAAAAGUGUGGUAUCUGACAACUAUGGGUCUUGAAGCUAUCUCCUAAUGCGUUGUUAUCCAUCGUCUGUCUCUCCUCUUGCGUCUCGUGCCCAACUUCUCUUGUGCCGGGAACUCCCUAAAAGCUUAGUUUCACUUAGAGCUGAUGAAUAGAUCGGAUGGUACGUGAUAUGCAAACGAGGUGAUGGAUGAAUCGAGUAAAGAUACAGAGUUAAUGGAUAAAUAAGGGUGAAGCUCUACCCGAUCCAAACCUGACUCAUUACCAUCCCUGCUAAUUUUGUGUAUCAACAACUAGGGAUGUAAUCAAAUCAAAUAUUUUAAAUUCGAUUCGCGAUUUGUAUUCGAAUAUGAUGAUUCGAAU
Cuscuta campestris is the source of this 2461-nucleotide messenger RNA. The record is from the annotation of a GenBank genome assembly. Lineage: Eukaryota; Viridiplantae; Streptophyta; Magnoliopsida; Solanales; Convolvulaceae.